Messenger RNA from Amphiprion ocellaris (clown anemonefish), 1607 nucleotides. It is a transcript of the gene map3k7cl, whose product is annotated as map3k7 C-terminal like. The transcript is spliced from 5 exons. The coding region runs from base 424 to 855 and encodes 143 amino acids. Gene Ontology annotation, cellular component: cytosol; nucleus. The record is from RefSeq and is a predicted model, not a curated record. NCBI's taxonomy places the organism in Eukaryota, Metazoa, Chordata, Actinopteri, Pomacentridae.
ACAGCGGACGGCAUUCCUCCACCGCCUGCGCCCUGUGUUGCUCUCCGCCGCGUGGCUGCAGUCCGUGGAUAACAUGUACAUGCCCACGCAAACUUGAGCAGCUGGAGUCCUUCUGACUAACGCUACCGUAGUUUAGUCUACAUGGUGGGAAACGUGUGCUUAAUUGGACACAAAACAAUCUGGUUAGAGUCUCAAGAUAGAAGGGGAGGUCAGCUCUUGGAGAGGUAGUUGUGCCGUCUUUGCUGGAUUUGUGCCGGAGCGCAGCGCCUGAGAUACAAGCGUACUUUCUCUGAAGAGACUUCAACACUGGUCCGACGGGAAGCCAACAACAAUCAGCACUGAGGACGUACACCACUGUCUGAUUGUUACUUAUUUCACUGCAAGGAAUUUUCUGGGGUCUUGUUCGCGCUACUUCAGGGAUAAAUGAUCACCUCAACCAGAAGAGUGUCUCCUGAUAAAUCUGAAGUUAGAAUCGCCUUCAGCCUCGAUGACACAUCAGAUGUAAAAGAUGUGGAGGACAUCUCUCAGACUUUCCCGGAUCUAGAGCAACGAUUACAGCCAGUGCCACCUUGUGUUUCUCUGAGAGAGAGCGUUCAGGUGUACAAGGAGCACUGCAGGAUGGCCAGAGAGUUCCAUCAGGUCAAACACGAGAUUGCUGUGCUGGAGGACCGCAAGCGAAAGUUGCUGGCAGAGCUGGUGGAGGAUGAGAAGGUUGCCAUGGAGAUCGCCCGUCUAGAGGAGGAGUUUCGGCGUCUAACAGAGGAGAACCGAACCUUGGUGACUGUCCACAACGAGCGCGCUCAGCAGCUGGAGAGGCUGUGCCCGACCGGUCGAACGAGGCAAGACUCCUCGUGACCUCUGACCUCCACAGAACCUGAGACCACCUGACUUUUAGCUGACACCAGGCCAGGAAACCCAACCAAAAGGCUCAGCUAGUGCUCAUUUUACACAACUGCAGUCUGUGAAUCAGCUAAUUACACAGAAAGGUGCUGUGUUUAUUCGUGUCUGAGUCAUUCGCUUGAACCACAGUCGUUUGCAGACGUCAUCAUCGUGAAGUUGUUAGUGAUUCUACAGAGCUAUGAAACAGUGCAACUUCUUAGGGUGCUGUUUUGUUUUUAUGUGAUCUUGCGGAGCCUUCGUGGUCGCUAUUGCAAUACCUAACACGUUAUAUUCAUCCAGUGUCAGCUGUAGGAAUGUGACCAGAUAUUUUGAUGUUUGUCUCAGGUCCUGUGGAGACUCGAAUCUUUUACCUGAGGUCUGUCGAGCUAGCCAGAGGUGGUAUGACGCGGUCCAAAUGUUGUGUUUUAUCGAGUGUUUUAACCUCCUCUCCCUCUCUCCCACCCCAGCACACAGAUGAGUGUUUAACACAGUGUCUGGGAUCUGGAAAUUAUAACCGUUUGUGAGGAACACAAAAAGAAGAAGGGUGAUUAUCCAUUUCACAGUAUCUGCUGCGACACAACACUGUAAGAGUUGUACAUUUUUUUUGGUUUUUUUCUGAUGUAGUGAAAGUAGUGUAGUGUGUACGUGUAGACAGGGAACUAUAUGACAAGAUAAACUGUAGCUUAUUGUCCUCAUCUAAUAAUAAAAUGCAUUUGAUUUUAACGCCA